Molecule: messenger RNA, 1092 nt
Organism: Cynocephalus volans (Philippine flying lemur)
Lineage: Eukaryota; Metazoa; Chordata; Mammalia; Dermoptera; Cynocephalidae
Gene: EDN1
Product: endothelin 1
Exons: 5
Coding region: 228-836 (202 amino acids)
Biological process (GO): intracellular calcium ion homeostasis; regulation of vasoconstriction; regulation of systemic arterial blood pressure by endothelin
Cellular component (GO): extracellular region
Molecular function (GO): endothelin A receptor binding; endothelin B receptor binding; hormone activity
Source: RefSeq, a predicted model, not a curated record
GGGUCCUCGGUGUCUGCGGCAGUCCCCGCACGCCACCGCCGCGCGCGCUUGCACACCGCGGCCCUGCCCGCUCUCCCGGCAGAAAAGGCGUCUUCUCCCGGUGAGAGGGCACUGAGGUUGGGGUAUCCCUCUGAGAGCCGCACAACCAGCAGCACGUUGAGGGAAAAAGCUGUUUUCCUUCGUUUUCAGUUUGCCGGGGAAGAAGUUUUUUGAUCCCUUUUUUCAGAAUGGAUUAUUUCCCCAUGAUUUUCUCUCUGCUGUUUGUGGCUUUCCACGGAGCUCCAGAAACAGCGGUCUUGGGUGCUGAGCUCAGCACGGGGGCUGAUAAUGGAGGGGAGAAGCCCUCUCCCAGUGCAUCGUGGCGGCCCCGCCGGUCCAAGCGCUGCUCCUGCUCUUCCUUGAUGGAUAAAGAGUGUGUCUACUUCUGCCAUCUGGACAUCAUCUGGGUCAACACUCCCGAGCACAUUGUUCCAUAUGGACUUGGAAGUCCUUCUAGGUCCAGAAGAUCCUUAAAGGAUUUAUUUCCUACAAAGGCUGCAGUCCACAGGAAUAGAUGCCAGUGUGCCAGUCAAAAAGACAAGAAGUGCCGGAAUUUUUGCCAAGCAGGAAAAGAACUCAGGGCUCAAGACACUAUGGAGAAAGGCUGGAAUAACCAUAAAAAAGGAAAAGACUGUUCCAAACUUGGAAAGAAGUGUAUUCUUCAGCAGCUAGUGGAAGAAAGAAAAAUCAGAAGGUUGGAGGCCAUCAGCAACAGCAUCAAAACAUCAUUUCGUGUUGCAAAGCUGAAAGCUGAGCUUGACAGAGAGCAGAAAGUGACCCACAACCGAACCGACUGAUGACAAACCUUCGGGGCCUGUCUGAAGCAUCGCCUCCAUAGAGAGAUCCUCUCUUCACACUGGCUGGGAUCAGAGCAGGAGUCUCCUCCCUACUUAAACCAUUUCUAGCUCCAAACUGGCAGAAGACCAGCGUCCUCGUUCUAAACGUUCCAAGAAAGGUUCAGGAGUUCCCUCAACCUGUCUCCAUUUGCUUCCAUUGGUGGUAACUUCUUUCGUCUCUUCUUUCAUUUGGGGAUGACAAUGGACCUUUCAGAAA